ACGCUUCCCGUUCCCACAACCAACAACAAACAGCCCGACCGUGAUCGCCAACCGCAAUCCUCCCACAAUCCACCAUCCACACCCAACCUCUCCACCCCCAGCGCACCCGCCACCAACAAAUCACACCACUCACCCACACUCACUCCCCUCAUCCCAAAAAUGUCCAACGAAUACGAAGAGGAAGCCAGCGAAUACAGCGAAGAAGCCGCCGACGACUACGAGGAGCGGGCCGCGCAGAAACUUAACGAUAUCGAGGAACAUAGGAAUGAUAUUUACUAUAGCCCGCGGUACCAGGAUGACGAGCAUGAGUAUAGGCAUGUUACGUUGCCGAAGCAGAUUGCGGCUUGGAUCCCCAAAGGCCGAUUGAUGCCCGAUGCAGAAUGGCGCAGUUACGGCGUCCAGCAGAGCGCUGGGUGGGAACACUACAUGAUCCACGGCCCGGAACCGCACAUCCUCCUCUUCCGCCGCGAAAAAGACUACCAGAUUAAAUACCCGAACGGCAAACCCGCUCCGGCACCUAACCCCGUCGCCAAACCACAGAAGAAGCCGGUCAAGGGCGCGCAGGGACAGGGAGGGAGGAAGGCUGUCGGUGGGCUUGUCGGGUGAGAAAUAUGAAAUAUGGAGUAUGGAAUGUGAAGGGAUAUUUCGUUUUGUGAUGAGAGAGGGGUGCCUUUUGCGGACCGUUGAUGAGAUUGGGAGGAUGCUCGUAGUCCAACAUCCCCCCCGUAUAUAUAUAUUUUGUUCCCCCUUAGAGUCAGUCAUGAACCUCUUAUCGGUUCCGUGAGUGAGUGAGAGUGUUGUUAUUCCUCGUAUGUGUUUGUUCAUAAAGCCCAGAUGUACGAAAGUGAAACGCAAAUAGAGUCAAAGAAGUUCAGAGAUUCAAUGUUUUUCGAUAGA
This is a messenger RNA of Fimicolochytrium jonesii, 897 nucleotides long. RefSeq names its product regulatory subunit of cyclin-dependent kinase. The transcript has 5 exons. Gene Ontology annotation, cellular component: cyclin-dependent protein kinase holoenzyme complex; SCF ubiquitin ligase complex. The coding region runs from base 160 to 606 and encodes 148 amino acids. Lineage: Eukaryota; Fungi; Chytridiomycota; Chytridiomycetes; Spizellomycetales; Powellomycetaceae. Gene Ontology annotation, biological process: regulation of mitotic cell cycle. The record is from RefSeq and is a predicted model, not a curated record. Gene Ontology annotation, molecular function: cyclin-dependent protein serine/threonine kinase activator activity; protein kinase binding; ubiquitin binding.